Molecule: messenger RNA, 2336 nt
Organism: Lineus longissimus
Lineage: Eukaryota; Metazoa; Nemertea; Pilidiophora; Heteronemertea; Lineidae
Product: A-kinase anchor protein 17A-like
Exons: 5
Coding region: 288-1748 (486 amino acids)
Molecular function (GO): RNA binding
Source: RefSeq, a predicted model, not a curated record
GCGGCUUCCAUGAAUGGGAAAAAAACAUUUAUUUGCUGUUACUAGUGUUAGGGAUACCUCGAGGCACGCGCGAAUAAAUCAAUACGUCAGUUGUGUAGGCAUUAUUGCCAAGGAAACACAGAAGAAUUGGCUGAUGGAUCUUACUUUAUCGUUGAUGGAUUCUCGUGGAUUUGCAUGAAUUGGAAUGUAAGAAUAAAAUUGGUACAGCCAAUUUCAUUUGUUCAAGUGUUCAUGAACUUUUGUUGCCCUCAAUUUCGUGGAUUCUACAGCUGCCUGGAAUAGCAAGUAUGGCGGGUACCAGUGUUUGCAACGAUACCUCUGAUGCAGUGGAACUGUUUGAACCCCAGGGUCUUUACUUGAAACCUGUAGCGAAGCUGAAUGUGUCUGUUCAGUUGCCUCAGCUAAAACAGCCAGGGAAAUCGAUCUCAAACUGGGAAGUCAUGGAAAAAAUAAAACACAUGAUUAAACCAGAACAGUUCAUCAACUUAAAAAUCAUUAAGAGCACACUGGAGUUUUUGAGAUUUGAAGGAGAGAUUGAAAACAAAAGUGUGCUCAAAAAUUGCAUUGCUAAACUCGACGGUAAGACUAUGAAAUUGAGUGGCUUUCCUGACAAUCUUAAGGUUCGUUCUGCCGAAGCAAAGACUAAUUUUCCAACACGACACAACUGGGAUAGCUAUUUCCGUGAUGCUAAACAUAUGAAUGAACUAAAACCUGGGGAGAGACCGGACACUAUUUAUUUGAAGGAUUUACCAUCUCGAUGGUUUGCCAAUAAAAAAGAUCACAAUAAAGGCAAACCAAGUGAAUACAUUCUGAAGAAAGUGUUUGAAACUUUUGGUGAUGUGCGCUGUGUGGAUAUUCCAAUGCUCGACCCAUAUCGCAAAGAAAUGACGACAAAGACUGCUGUUUCUGGUGCUAUACAGACAUUUUCCUACGGUCAAGAUCUUCAGUUUGAGGCUUAUGUUCAAUUCAUGGAAUAUAUCAGCUUUGUGAAGGCCAUGGAUGCGUUGCGUGGAAUGAAACUCAUGUACAAAGGCGAUGAUGGAAAAGCUCUCACUGCUAAUGUCAAGACUGAUUUUGACAAAAGCAAGCAUUUGACGGACAAGGCAAUCAGAAAGCGACGGAUUGAACGAGAGAAGUUGAUGGCACUCGAACAACAAAGGGAAGCAAAAGUUCGCAAAGAACGGGAGGAGGAGGAGAGACGGAGAGAAGAAGAGAGGCUAAAGAAAGAAGAAGAAGAAAGAGAGCGUGACAGAAAGAGAGAAGAAAAACUCAGGAAACGGAUGGAACGGCGGAAAGAACGAGAGGAAAAACGUCGACAGUUGAGAUUGGAGAAAAACCGUCUUGAAGAGGAACGUCGGAUUGCUGUAAAGAUUGCGAUGGAGGAACGAAAGUUACUUCUGGCUCAGAGGAAGCUAGAAAGUAUACGCAUGUUGGAGGAGUUGUUCAAUAGAGUGAGGAUUAUAAGACAGCAAGAAGAAGUUGAGAGACAAGAAAGAGAACUUGAAGAACAACGUAGAAAAGAAGUGGAACAGGAAAAGUUGCGUAUCAUCGAGGAGGCAAAACGUAAAAUCAUCGCCGAGAAACGAAAAUCUGAGAGACUGGAAAAACAAGAAAAAAUACUCCGAAAUAAAAUUCUAAAAAAUCUCAAGACAAUUGAAGAACGAAAAGAGGAAAAGGAACGUGAGGAAUUAAGACUGAAAAUUGGGGGGAAAAUGCGAUUAAAAAGUGCAAUCGUUAUGAAGAAAUGACAAGAAGAAACUGUGCUGACUGAAAGGCAGGAAUUGAAAGAAUGGGAAGAACAGGUGAAGAAACAGAAGAAGUCAAAAUAACAAAAUAACGCAUUAUGAUUUAUGUCUCCAUACUUACGAAUACUGCCUAAUGGAGAUGAAUCGAGAUUGCGUUGAGUUGUAAAAUGAUGUAGUUUUCAGUCAGCAUAGACCUUUCUCAUAUCUAUCAUUGUCGCAUUAUCAGUAGCUGUCUAUCAUAAGUCACAUUUGUGCCGAGGAUAAGUUGUAAUCUAUGCGGGAUCGCAGGUGUGACAUUGCGUUUUUUAAAAACUUUGUGUUUUAGUGAACUGAUGUGUUCAUCAUCAUCGUCAUAAGAAACUGAUUGUUUCUGUCAUCACACAUGGAACUGUCGGGUUGAUACUCUUGUUGGAACUACUCACUCAAUCCUUUCAUGUUGCUUGAUGUAGUCUGAACUAAUUCUAUUACGUCUCAGGCUCCUCGAACUCUUUGUGACGGAGAUCUCAAUGUGAGAAAUAUUAUUGGAAAGGAAAGUCCAGCAUAUUUAAGUUGUAAAAACCUUUGUUUAAGUUUUUAAUAAAGAAAUUUUGA